Protobothrops mucrosquamatus (brown spotted pit viper) is the source of this 2376-nucleotide messenger RNA. RefSeq names its product PNKD metallo-beta-lactamase domain containing (gene PNKD). NCBI's taxonomy places the organism in Eukaryota, Metazoa, Chordata, Lepidosauria, Squamata, Viperidae. Gene Ontology annotation, cellular component: mitochondrion. The transcript has 7 exons. Gene Ontology annotation, molecular function: hydrolase activity. The coding region runs from base 1 to 924 and encodes 307 amino acids. The record is from RefSeq and is a predicted model, not a curated record.
AUGGCUUGGCUGGGUUGGUUGCUGUGGAUUUGGGCUCUGAUAACCGCUCUCGCCGUUUCGGGUCGCCGGGCCUUGAGUUACGCUUUUUACCGCUGCGGGAACAGGCAGCGUUCGCCCCAAACGCCCAUGGCUGUGGCGGGUCACCUGCUGUUCCGCAUUGGGUAUAAUCUCUAUGCGAAAACCCGGCUGGGCUACCUGUUAUACAAGCGGCAGGUAAAGAAGGCACGCCAGCGUUAUCCCCAAGGACACUCAGUUUCCCAGCCUGUGGAGUUCAAUGGUUUGAAGAUCCUUCCCAUUCCUGUCCUGUCUGAUAAUUACAGCUAUCUUGUUGUUGACACUGACUCCAACAGUGCUGUAGUUGUGGACCCUUCUGAUCCUUUGGCUGUACAGAGAGUCAUUCAGGAAGAGAAAGUGACACUGGAAGCUAUCCUGUGUACUCACAAACAUUGGGAUCACAGUGGAGGCAACACAGCCCUGCGGCGAUGGUGUGGCUCCUGCAGAGUCUAUGGAAGCAGCUUUGAUGACAUUCCUGAACUGACAGAUCCCCUCACGGACAAGGAGACUAUAGUGGUUGGGCGCCUGAACUUCAAGGCUCUCCUCACUCCAGGUCACACUCUGGGGCACAUGGUCUAUGUCUUGGAUGGGAAACCGUUUGAAAGUCCUAGCUCUCUCUUCUCAGGAGACCUCCUCUUCCUCUCUGGCUGUGGUAAGUUUCCAGCUGAAGGAGGAAACCAACUUGGCUUCCUGUGUCCUUCCACCAUUGGUGAAGAAAAGCAGUAUAAUCCUUUCUUACGGACUCACUGCCAGGAGAUUCAGGAAGCCAUCGGCCUCCAACGCCAAAGGGAUGAGGACUGGGACACCUUCCGGGCCCGGGUACUGAAGGAAGUGCGACUACGAAAGGAUGUCUACAAAGCAAAUCUUUAAUUCGAGAAUCUAGUUCAGAGUAGGGCCUGAAUUAGGCUUCUGCAAGGACCAGUGCAGACACAAAAUGGAUUCUGUCAUACUGAAAAACACUCAACUUGGAUACUGAUUUUUACCACAACGUGAAGGGAAUGGUUUGGGCCUUUAUUUGAUCUUUUCCUUCCGAAACUCGGAUUCCAGUGCUAUUUAUCCAUUUACUAUGAUAAUUGGGAUCACAAUCUCCCAGGAAGGGUCUUACCUCAGUGGAAGACAGAGCAGAUUUUUUUGAAAACCCAACAUGCAUCACCAAUACCUACAUGUUGUCCUUCUGCAGGAAGGGAUUGGUAUAGCACAUAGCAAAGUGAGGCUGAAACAGUUUUGUGAGUUUAAGCAAAGUCUCUUGCAAUUCACCACAAGAGUGACUUCUCAUAUUUCCAUUAGAGACUAAUCCACAUGUGGGAACUGAGGCUAUUUUUUGUCUUCCAGUUGUUGACUGGCACUUGAGAAGGAAGUUUGGCCUUCCCCCUUCUUCCUCUGCCAAACCUUUUCUUAAGUACCAAAGCAUCUUGCAACUCGUGUAUGUUCACGGAAGUUUGUUACUAUAUAAUUUUGUUCCACUUUUCCUUCUUUUAAUAGAACUGAGAAGAUAGACAUAAUACCUACCACUAGACCAUGCACCGAUUUCUUGAAAGAAAAUGUCCAGGCUCAGAUCAAGCAUGUCAGUGUUAAUAUAAAGUCUCUCAGAGCUCACUAUUCAUAAAACCCCAGGCCAAGAAUUGCUCAAAUUCCUGAGAGAGCAGGAGAAUGGAAGUUGGAAGCUACUGCUGGUCUUUCAACCUUCCUUCCAGUGGAUCCCAUGCAAGUUGCUUGCAGAAGAUUGUGUAGGCCAACUUUGUGGUAUUUAAUUCACGUUUCUCAGGAUUAUUAUCUUGAACUUGGUAUUUGUGCCACUGUAAUUAUAGUUAUUGCUAUUUAUAAUUGAACUGAGCGAAGUGUUUGAAAGAGAUGCUUUGUAACAUGCAACAAUGUGAGCAAAGGACUUCACAAUGGAUUAUUAAAGCAGCCCUGUCUUUUUCCAAGCAUGUGCAGCUGCUUUGAAAGUGUUCCCUGAGCCAAGUGACUAAAUCUACAUUUUCAUGAUUUUUGCACUUGCAAAGUACCUUCUAUGAAUGCUUUGCACAGCCAAGUAUAAUUUAAUUCCAAUUAGUCUUUUUUGUUAUAGCACAAAGUCUUUAUCAGACCAGUUUUUUAAUCUUGAAUGAAAUAGGAAAUAGUCUUAUCCCAUUUGCGAUUCUAUUUUGUUUGGAGUAAGAGAUUUGUAAGCUAUAUCUUUCAGUUUGGCCUUCUUUAUCAGAGUCUAUAAACAUUGCAUUUUGGAACAGAGAAAUACGAAACACUUUUGAUUUGUAUGUAUUACUGAGAAAUGUUUGCCAAAUGUUGACGUUUUAUGAUACCACUAAAAUGAAAUAUCCACAA